AUGUUACCAUCCCAAAAGAAGAUAUUUGCAUCACAAGCAACCGAAAUAGAUUUAGCCAAAAAAUUUAAAAUCCGUCUUAAUGCUGCAUUUGAGCUCAUGAGCAAUGAAGCUGAUGGAAGGGAGUUGCUUGGGUUCACAAAACUGGACCAAAAAAAUUAUUUGAGAAUAAAGAGGCGAAAGAGUUUAGCAUAUGGGGAGGCAGGUAGCAUUUUGCAAUAUUUUCGUGAGAAAAGAUUGGAGAAUCCAUCUUUUUUUUACUUGGCCCAAUUAAAUAGCGAAAAGCAUAUUACAAAUAUAUUUUGGGUUGAUGCUCAGAUGAUCAUGGAUUAUGGGCAAUUUGGUGAUGUGACUUUCGACACUACUUACAAGUUAAAUAGUGCACAUAGACCAUUUGCGUCUUUCGUUGGAUUUAACCAUCAUAGGGAAACUAUUAUAUUUGGCGCAGCGUUGAUGUGUGAUGAGACUGCCGAUUCUUUUAUAUGGCUUUUUAGAAGAUUCUUGGAGGCAAUGUCAAGUAAGGCUCCGAAAAUAAUUUUUACGGAUCAGGAUGUUGCAAUGGCUAAGGCCAUACCUAUUGUCAUGCCUAACACAAAAUGCCACCUUUGCACUGGGCAUUUGAUGCAAAAUGCAUUAAGGCAUGCAAAUUCUAUCUUCAAGGAUAAGGGGGUGAAGAGUGUUUUAUCCAAAUUUAUGUACGACAUUGAAGAUGAGGAAGAGUUUACGUUAAAAUGA
Messenger RNA from Camellia sinensis, 732 nucleotides. Its product is annotated as protein FAR1-RELATED SEQUENCE 5-like. Lineage: Eukaryota; Viridiplantae; Streptophyta; Magnoliopsida; Ericales; Theaceae. The record is from RefSeq and is a predicted model, not a curated record.